This is a messenger RNA of Spodoptera exigua (beet armyworm), 321 nucleotides long. NCBI's taxonomy places the organism in Eukaryota, Metazoa, Arthropoda, Insecta, Lepidoptera, Noctuidae. The record is from the annotation of a GenBank genome assembly.
AUGCCAGAGCAGAGUCCGGUCAGGCUCAGGCCGACCCGAGGUGCCGAGGUGUCGCAACUUUGGCGUCUGCUGAACUAUUCGAAGCAACUGACGCGACAUGGCGCCGUCAAACCGUUCAUGCUGCACUGCCCCACUCACCGCGGUAAUACGACACCGGGCGCGGGCGAGAGUCGUUCGGUCGUGGAGCUGCGGCGAGCGGAGGCGCGCGAGCGAGUGGCCGGCGCGGGCCGCCGUCGCCGCCGCCGCGCCGCGUCCCCGCCCCGCCCCGCCCGCGCCCGCGCAGCCUGCGAGGACGAUACCCUCGCAAACCAGCUACGCUAA